AUCAUCAUUUGACUGCUUUCUUUGUGGAGUUAUUUGGAAAGUUCUCACUGUCCCUUGUUUGUGCUGGAAGAAGGGGUUUUUAUGGGGAUGGGGCAGAUGAGGCAGGAAGAAAACUGGAGACUUGAGUGUGCCUCUUAAUUUCGGAGCCAUGAGAGCCUCUGGUGAUAUGGGGACAUGUAGUCACAAGUUGUUAAGGUGGGAGCAGUGGUCCUCAGACCUGAGGGCUUUAGUCCCCUAGGAAGCCUGUUUAUCCAUUGCAGAUUUCAGGGGUGCCUGAAAUUGCAACUUGAAGAUGCUCAGAUUUUCAUUAACUGAGAAAUGCAUGGGGGAAUCCAUUUUUAACAUAUUCAGCAGACAGCCUGCUCCUGAUACAGGUGACCUACAGCCCCUGCCUGUGAUGAGCACUGGCUUCCAGGGUUGUGGAGGCAGUAGGCAAUGUGGGGAGGAUGGGCCUGGCUGAUCAUCACCUUCAUGUACACUGUGACCUAGAAUGGGUUGCAUCGUCGCAGUGUAUCUCUGACUUCUACCAUGAAGUCCUGAGGGCUCAAAGACAUGGGCAGAGGGCUUUGCACAGUUCUGUAACAGGCACCAUUUACUGACUUCUCACUAAACACAGAUGAGGUCAUGAGUGCAAGUGCCCAGAGGAAGGAAAUAGCAGUGAACAUUUUCUUGAGUGUUCACUGUGUACAAUCCCUUGUGCUAAGUCCUUUCUGUGGAUUAUCCUGAUAAAAUUGUACAGCACCCCAGUAGGAGCUAUUAUGGCCUUUCUACCAAUGAAGUGACUGAGCCACAGAGAUGUGCAGUAACUUGCCCAAGGUAACACAGCUAAUAACAGAUGUGUAGUUCUUCCUAUUCAGAGACUGAAGGAGGGUGGAAGGAGGAAGGGGGAGAAGAUUGUUGAGGGAGCGACUAAGGGAGAAGAGUCCUCCCCAAUGCCUCCCAGACACCCCAACCCUUCAGCACCGCGGACAGCUACUGUGGGGGUGGGUGGGCUGGGUUUCACCCAGAGGAAAAGGGCUGGGAGGGCUCUCCUACCUUGGGGAUUGAAGUUGGAUUUGUGUAUGGUUCCUGGCCAGCUUGAGACUGCUCCAAUGGGGCGGGGGCCACCCGCAGGGCCGGGCGGGGCUGUGUUGCCAUCUGGAGCCGCAGCGCCAGCGGCCACAGUGAAGGCGCGAGCAGUGAGAGCGCACGCAGGACUAGAGGGAGUACAGCCGCCACCACCGCGGCACAUGGGCCGACUCUGCCGCUGCCGCCUCCCCUAGCAGCCCCGGUGUCCCCAAUCUUGCAGCCUCCCGCAGCUUCGGCCACCCGACCAGCCAUGUCUCUCAGCGGAGCUUCUGAGCGCAGCGUCCCGGCCACCAAGAUUGAAAUUACCGUAUCCUGCCGGAACCUGCUGGACCUCGACACCUUCUCCAAGUCCGACCCCAUGGUGGUGCUGUACACGCAGAGCCGGGCCAGCCAGGAGUGGCGGGAGUUCGGACGGACCGAGGUGAUCGAUAACACGCUGAAUCCAGACUUUGUGCGCAAAUUCGUCCUUGACUAUUUCUUUGAGGAAAAGCAAAACCUGCGCUUCGAUGUGUACAAUGUCGACUCCAAAACGAACAUCUCCAAACCGGUGAGUGACUGUCCCCUCACAGGCUGGCCGGGCACAAAGGCAGCACUCAGUGUGUUAAAUGACCUUCCUCAGAACCCUCCUACCCCUCAAACCCACCCUCCCUGCUUUCCUCAUCUGUUCCUGCCUCAGUUUCCCUUCUGUGCCUCUUUCUCACUGCUCUUCUUCCUUUUCGACUGCCGCUGGGACCCUCAGAAGGAUUUCCUGGGACAAGCGUUCCUGGCCCUGGGAGAGGUGAUCGGAGGCCAGGGCAGCCGCGUAGAGCGACCCCUCACGGGUGUACCAGGCAAGAAGUGUGGGACCAUAUUGCUGACUGCAGAGGAGCUUAGCAAUUGCCGGGAUAUUGCCACCAUGCAGCUUUGUGCAAACAAGCUGGACAAGAAGGACUUCUUUGGGAAAUCAGACCCCUUCCUUGUGUUCUACAGGAGCAAUGAGGAUGGCACGUUUACCAUCUGCCACAAGACAGAAGUUGUGAAAAACACGCUGAAUCCUGUGUGGCAGCCCUUUAGCAUCCCUGUGCGGGCAUUAUGCAAUGGAGACUACGACAGAACAGUGAAAAUUGACGUGUACGACUGGGACCGGGAUGGAAGCCACGACUUCAUCGGUGAGUUCACAACCAGCUACAGAGAGCUGAGCAAGGCCCAGAACCAGUUCACAGUGUAUGAGGUACUUAACCCUCGGAAGAAAUGUAAGAAAAAGAAAUAUGUCAACUCGGGAACUGUGACGCUGCUUUCCUUCUCUGUGGACUCUGAAUUCACUUUUGUCGAUUACAUCAAGGGAGGGACACAACUGAACUUCACAGUAGCCAUUGAUUUCACAGCUUCCAAUGGGAAUCCCCUGCAGCCCACCUCCCUGCACUACAUGAGUCCCUAUCAGCUCAGCGCCUAUGCCAUGGCCCUCAAGGCAGUGGGAGAAAUCAUCCAGGACUAUGACAGUGAUAAACUCUUCCCAGCCUACGGCUUUGGGGCCAAGCUGCCUCCUGAGGGACGGAUCUCCCAUCAGUUCCCCCUGAACAACAAUGACGAAGACCCCAACUGUGCGGGCAUUGAGGGCGUGCUAGAGAGCUACUUCCAGAGCCUGCGCACAGUGCAGCUCUACGGGCCCACCUACUUCGCUCCUGUCAUCAACCAGGUGGCCAGGGCUGCAGCCAAGAUCUCUGAUGGUUCCCAGUACUAUGUUCUGCUCAUCAUCACGGAUGGGGUCAUCUCUGACAUGACACAGACCAAAGAGGCCAUUGUCAGUGCCUCCUCCCUGCCCAUGUCUAUUAUUAUUGUUGGUGUGGGACCAGCCAUGUUUGAGGCAAUGGAAGAGUUGGAUGGCGAUGACGUGCGCGUGUCCUCUAGGGGACGAUAUGCAGAGCGGGACAUCGUUCAGUUCGUCCCAUUCCGAGACUAUGUCGACCGGUCAGGGAACCAGGUGCUAAGCAUGGCCCGACUAGCCAAGGAUGUGCUGGCUGAGAUCCCGGAGCAGCUACUGUCCUAUAUGCGCACCAGGGACAUCCAGCCUCGCCCUCCACCACCUGCCAACCCCAGCCCAACGCCAGCUCCAGAGCAGCCCUGAGAUCGCAACUAUCCAUUGCCUAGCAGUCUGCCGCCUGCCCACCUACUGCUUCUGCUGAAACCCAGAGGCACCUGGAACCCUGGACGUCACUGGAGGCCAACUUGGAGGAUUGGAGCUGGCUGAUCAAGCCCUCUGCUCCCUCAUCCAGAAGGGCCUAGCACUAUCACCACCUCCCUGCCUUCAUGCCAGUAAUAAAGCUGAUCUUUACUCCA
Molecule: messenger RNA, 3384 nt
Organism: Sus scrofa (pig)
Lineage: Eukaryota; Metazoa; Chordata; Mammalia; Artiodactyla; Suidae
Source: RefSeq, a predicted model, not a curated record